Messenger RNA from Penicillium digitatum Pd1, 7089 nucleotides. Lineage: Eukaryota; Fungi; Ascomycota; Eurotiomycetes; Eurotiales; Aspergillaceae. The record is from RefSeq and is a predicted model, not a curated record.
AUGAACUCAACAGCUGGACAAGGACAAUCAUCAUGCAGAAACCACGAGAAUGAUUUUGGCGAGCCAAUUGCCGUCAUUGGUAUGGCCAUGCGGCUACCAGGCGGUGUUCGAUGUGGAGAUGAGUUUUGGGAAAUGCUCGUGAAGAAACGAGAUGGCUUUUGUGAAGCGCCUCCCUCGCGCUGUUCGAGAGAGGCGUCUAGAAACCCUGCUUGUGGAGAUCCGAGCGGAACGAAAAAAGGGUUCUUUCUGCAAGAAAAUCCAGCUUUUUUUGACGCUUCGUUCUUUUCUGUUCCUCCCCACGAGGCGGCACGCCUAGACCCCCAGCAACGACUCUUGCUAGAGGUUGCCUGGGAGUGCUUGGAGAACUCGGGGGAGACCAAGUGGCGCGGUGAAAAAAUUGGUUGCUUUGUGGGCGUCUUUGGCGAGGAUUGGCUAGAGAUGUCGCAUAAAGAUCCCCAGCAUCUGAAUCAGAUAUACCCGAUUGCUACCGGUGGUUUUGCGCUAGCAAACCAAGUAUCAUAUCGGUUUGAUCUCCUGGGUCCGAGUGGGAUCUCUCAUACUUUCGAUGCUGAGGCAGAUGGCUACGGUCGUGGUGAAGGGAUCAACUGUAUCUAUCUCAAACCAUUGCGGGACGCGUUACGUGAGAACGACGCUGUCCGCGCCGUCAUCCGCUCCACAGUGACCAACCACGACGGCAAGACCCCUAACUUCUCUCAACCGUGUCCUAAAUCCCAAGAGAGGUUGAUUCGGCGCGCAUAUCAGAUCGCGGGAAUUGAUGCAAUCCACGAAACACCUGUCUUUGAAUGCCAUGGGACUGGAACAGCCGUCGGCGAUGUCAUCGAAGCAUCAGUUGUUGCAAAGAUGACCGACGGAAAAGCAACAUAUAUCACCGCAGUCAAACCAAACGUCGGUCAUUCUGAGGGUGCCUCAGGCAUCACUAGCAUUAUCAAAUCCAUCUUGUCACUUGAACACAAGACCAUCGCACCCAAUAUUCAUUUCAAAACGCCGAAUCCUCAAAUUCCAUUCAACGAGGCAAAUCUUCAUGUUCCUAUAGAACCGACUCCGUGGCCUGCUGGCAGGCCCGAAAGGAUUAGCGUGAAUUCGUUUGGUAUCGGGGGAUCCAAUGCCCACGCUAUUCUGGAGUCCGCCUGCACGACCACUCCCAAGUCCCAGAACACAUCGCUUGGGAUUUCUGACCCCCAGCUUUUGGUAGUAUCUGCACAUACUGCAGACACCCUUCGCAAGCGCAUUACCCAGAUCACCGACUAUGUAAAGAAUCACCCAACACGCCUACAUGAUCUUUCACAUACUUUGGCUGCGCGAAGAUCGCAUCUUCCCCAUCGUGCUUUCACCGUGCUUCAGUCGAGUAACCCAGUUCUAGAUGAUGCGGCUUUUUCGAUCUUCAAUACCAGUCCCUCGAGUGUCACCUUCGUGUUCACAGGCCAGGGUGCUCAAUGGCCGGGAAUGGGGCUGAAGCUUUUGUCGAGCUUCCAAACAUUCAAGCAGGAUAUCAAAACGAUGGAUGAAGCCUUACAAAAACUACCCGAUUCCCCAAAUUGGUUAUUAUAUGAUGAACUUGGGCAAGAGAGUUCUACUUCUCGGGUCCACGAAGCUGAAUUCUCCCAGCCUCUCUGUGUUGCGCUUCAAAUUGGCCUGGUAAACAUUCUCCGGAACUGGGGAAUUGAGCCGUCCACAGUAGUUGGGCAUUCGAGCGGAGAGAUUGUGGCCGCUUAUGCUGCUCGAGCCAUUUCCAUGAGAACUGCUAUCGUUAUAGCAUACUAUCGAGGCAAAGUCGCAAAACCACUAGAAGGUUUCGGUGCUAUGGUAGCCGUCGGUCUUGCCCCGGAUGAAGUGGCGCCGUAUCUGACACCUGGAACCGUUGUUGCUUGCCACAAUAGUCCGCAUAGUGUCACUCUAUCUGGAGAUAAUGACUCGGUUGAACACCACAUGAAACAGAUUGGCUCUGAGUAUGAAGACUACAUCUCUAGCCACAUCGAACAUGAGCAGGAAAUGCUUCCAUUCUGCUCUAGUGUGACUGGCAAAACUAUCACCGACCCUCGCAAACUAGACGCAUCAUACUGGCGACAAAAUCUGGAAUCACCGGUACUCUUCACCGAGGCUAUCCAGAGUCUACCUGCAAAUGGAACACCGGUCUACCUAGAGGUUGGACCGCACUCGGCUCUCGCUGCUCCUCUGCGACAAAUUUUCAGGACUCUGCCGGCAAGGUCACCAGUCUACAUUCCCACCUUGUUUAGGUAUGAUGAGGAUGUCCACAGCCAGCUGCUUCGGACAGCGGGACAGGCCUAUGCGAAUGGCAUAGUUGUCAACUUUUCAAGCAUGAUUGAGCUGGGUAACACAUUGACAGACCUUCCACCCUAUCCUUGGCAACACGAUCGCUCCUACUGGAGUGAGAGCCGACUUAGUAGGGAAUGGAGGCAGCGCAAGUUUCCACAUCAUGAAAUCCUCGGUUCGCGGGUCGUCGAUACGACCGAUCAUGAGCCUUCUUGGCGCAAUUUAGUCACGUUGGACAAUGUCCCAUGGCUUUUGGAUCAUGUAAUCCAAGGGGCAGUUACAUUCCCUGGUGCUGGAUUUGUCGCUAUGGUAGGCGAGGCAGUCCAGCAGCUAAAUCCCGACCACGAUAGUUAUUCAGUGCGUAACACGACAUUCAUAACUCCACUGCUAUUCCACGAAGGAGACCAAAUCGAGAUGGUGACGAGCCUUAGUCCAGUCGAAGUGGCUGACAGGGUCCCGUCUGGCUGGCACAGUUUCAAAAUCAUGGUGCACAACGGAGAACGCUGGACAAUGCACUGCCAGGGCCAAGUAAGAGCGGGGUCCGAUCAUCCUCCAGAGUCAUUCCCAAUCUCUUCUUAUAAACGAUCUGUGCCAUCUGAGGGCCUCUACCGUGUGCUAAAAAGAAGUGGAAUAGAUUACGGUACUCAAUUUCAGGGCCUAGAACAGAUAACAGCCGAUCCUACCGGACCGAGGGCUAAUGCGACUGUCUUGGGUAACCGCGGGCUACCUGGGAGCAGAUAUUCGCUGCAUCCCACGGCGAUUGAUCAAUGUCUCCAACUAAUGGGUGUGGCCUGUUCUCAGGGCUUGUUGCGGCAUCUCUCAACAAUCUAUGUUCCAGCUAUGAUAAAUUCCUUGUUCGUCGGACCUGGAGGCCCCCCUAUGGCAGCAAGCGCUCGAACCAAGAGCGGUACAAGGGACGGCCAACUGGGCGACGCCAUUGCCAGGCUUGGGGAUCGAGUGGUCCUCUCCAUUCAAGGAGCUUAUCUUUUUGCCUUGGAAAAUGACAAUAUAGAUUCCGGAACUGGGGUCGCAGGCUCCAUAAGCCAUCUAGAGUGGAAAUCGGACAUUGAUUUUUUGCCCUCGGCAGUGCUUCUGUCUACACCACCUGAUUAUACACCACAGGCCAUCAAUAUUAAAGCCCUGGGCCAGUUAUCCGUACUUUUUGUUCUGGAGACAGCAGAGAAAAUUCGAGAUGUCGAACCAACAUCAUCACAUUUCGCAAAAUGGAAGAGAUUCAUGCAGGAUGCAGCCUUCAAUAUCAAAUCAAGCGGACAAGAAUUUAUCUACCCAGAGUCACCUCAGUGGGCAUUACUAAGCUCUGCGGACAGACAGGAAAUGAUACGGAAGGUGUUGGCGGAGACCAAAUUUACCUUUGAUGCUCCACUUGCGGAAUGCCUGCAGGUCGUGUUCAACAACUCCACAGACUUUACAUCUGGAGAAAGUAGUCCACUGGAAGUCCUCAUGAAAGACAACCUGCUGCACCAGUUCCACGCUGCACACACACAGUAUGCCGAUUGGAAGCCGCUCCUACCAUUACUCUGCCAUUCCAACCCCAGCCUACAAAUACUUGAGAUUGGCGCAGGCACCGGCUCUGCAACCGCAAUGGCUCUGGAACUUCUAAAAUCUGCCAGUGGGGAGCAGAGAUUUGGUCAUGAGCAGGCCAUGGAAUACAAAGUUCUUGAUAUCACCCUAGAUCCCCUCGAACAAGGGUUUGACGCCCAUAGCUUUGACUUGAUCAUCGCUUCCAAUGUCCUCCACGCUACCCCGAGUCUUCACUCCGCACUUUGCCAUGUGCAUCGUCUCAUAAAGCCCACCGGUCGCUUCUUACUCCACGAGAUUAGCCCGGAAAUUUUAAUUCCAAAUUUCACCAUGGGCGUAUUUCCCGGCUGGUGGCUGGGGGAAGAUGAUGACCGAUCAAAGCAACCGUUUAUCUCGCCUGAGCGAUGGGAUCAGGAGCUACGAGCUGCCGGUUUCACUGGAGUAGAUGUAGUAGCUUAUGAUCAAAAGCCGCCAUAUCACAUAUCUGCCAGCAUGUUGUCUCGACCAGUGGACAAGAUCCCCAUUCCUAACGAAAUCUGGCUUCUCACUGGCAAUUCUAUCCCGUGUCAGUGGGCGUGUGAUGUCGAGUUGCAGGUCCGUGACAAAGGCUACAUUACUAACUGGACCACUUUACAAGAAACUCCACCCAAGGGCAAAUUUGUUGUAUCUCUGCUGGAUCUCGAUGGACCCCCAAUAGGUUCCUUGACGAAAAAUGAUUAUGAGUUGUUCCAGCGCUACAUAGAGCAGGCUCAAGAAUGCCAAUUCUUGUGGAUCACGCAGUCAACAUCUCUCACCUGUUCGGAUCCAAUGUUUGGCUUCAUCCAUGGGCUCGCCCGCACUUUACGGGCGGAGCUAAUGCUUGACCUCUCAAUUCUAGAGGUCCCCACAUGGGACGCGGCUGGUGCAAAAGCCAUGGUACAGGUGUGUGAGAAGAUACAAAGAUCUCGCGCCCACUCCCUUCGUGAUCCAGAGUAUGAAUUUGCAUUAUGUGAAGGCGAGAUUAAGGUCGGGCGGUACCACUGGACACCUCUUGCCGAGCAUCUGGCAGGUCCACCCAGUCCUGAUUCGUCCCGAAAAUUAUCUAUCACGACCUACGGGCUGUUGGAUACACUGCACUGGGAAGAGAAAGAGGCAUCCUAUGAGCUAAAUGAGGGACGUGUUGAAGUUGAGAUGGACUACGUAGGAUUGAACUUCAAGGACAUGAUGGUUGCAAUGGGCUUCUUCGGCAGCAAGGAAGAUCUAGGACUCGAAGGCAGCGGCAUUGUGCUUCAAGUUGGAGCCGAUGUGACGGACAUCACCGUAGGGGACCGUGUCGUCUUGAUGCAUUCUGGGGUUCUGGCCUCGAACGUUGUUGUGCCUCAAGAAGCUUGUAUCAAGCUUCCACGGGGGUUGUCGAUGGAAGAUGCCGCCACAAUGUUAACAGCCUAUGUCACUGUUCUUUACUCGCUGCUUGAAAUAGGUGCUUUGAAGAAAGGCCAGUCCGUUCUCAUUCACUCCGCAUGCGGCGGGGUCGGGCUAGCUGCACUACAAGUUUGCCAGGCUGUUGGUACCGAGAUAUAUGCUACUGUCGGCAACGACAAAAAGAUAGCCCAUUUGAUGGAACAUUUUGGUUUAUGUCGAGAACGUAUCUUCAACUCUCGCAACGCAUCCUUCCAACCAGACCUGAUGCGUGCCACCGCGGGAAAGGGAGUUGAUCUAGUGCUCAAUUCGUUGUCGGGUAACUUGUUACACGCUUCGUGGGAGUGUGUUGCGAAGUUCGGUCGAAUGGUUGAACUAGGAAAACGUGACUUCAUCAGUCACGGAAUGCUGAAUAUGAGCCUUUUCGAAGCCAACCGAUCGUUUUUCGGCGUUGACCUCGCACAGGUUUGCAAAGAGACCCCAGAAAUCCUCAAAAGCACCCUGGCAACAUUCUCAGACUGGCAUCGUCAAGGCAAAAUCGGACCUAUUAAACCUGUGAAAGUCUUUGAUGCGGUCGAUAUUGUCAGUGCAUUCAGGUAUAUGCAAGCUGGCACUCACUUGGGUAAGAUUUUGGUGCGUAUGCCAUCCUCUGUGGAGCGUUUGCCUCCUCCUGCUGUGAAAAAAUUCCCAACAUUCCGUUCCGACGCUGCUUAUCUGCUGAUUGGCGGGCUGGGUGGUAUUGGGCGAUCUGUGUCAACAUGGAUGGUUGAGCAGAAUGCGCGAGAGCUCAUCUUCCUCUCGCGGUCGGCUGGAAAAUCCGAGGUGGAUCAAGCAUUUGUUCGGGAGCUUGAGGCUCUAGGUUGCCACGUAAUUUGUGUCCCAGGCAAUGUGACGAAUCUCAAGGAUGUUAAGGAGGCUGUUGCCACAUGCACGCGGCCCCUUGCUGGUGUCCUCCAGAUGGCAGUUGACUUAAAUGACCGGCUCUUCCUGCAGAUGAGCCACGAAGAGUGGGAGGCUGCGCUGGCUCCGAAAGUCACUGGAACCUGGAAUCUGCAUCAUGCCACAUCAGAACACCCACUAGAUUUCUUCGUUGUCUUUGGCUCUAUUGCCGGGGUGUGCGGUAACACGGGCCAGGCCAAUUAUGCAGCAGCAACUACAUUUUUGGAAGCGUUCACCCGAUAUCGACGGCAGCAAGGGCUCCCUUCUUCUAUCUUGCACCUCGGAGUGGUUGGAGACGUGGGUGCCGCAAGUCGCAACCCCCGAUUCCUCCAGAGAGUACAAUCGAUCGCGCUGCAUGUGCUCCAUGACGCUGCAGUGAUUGAUGGACUCGCCGCGGCGAUCAACCUAUCCCCGGUUAAUAGUUCUAACCCGACUGGGGCAGUGGCAAUGGGACUCGCACACACGAGGCGCCGCGCCGAUCUACCUAAGGAAAUCUUCCUAGGUGGACGAGACGCUCGAUUUUCGAUUUAUCCCAACCUUGAGUCGACCAGUGAUGGUAUUGGUGGGGAUCAAUCCUCCCAUGCAAAUGCGCUAAAAGCUCUCCUUGCUCAGAUACAAGCGGAUCCCUCGUUGACGAGCAAGAAGGAGACCGAGGUCGCCUUGAUGAAGGAACUCGGCAAGUUCAUCAGCCAUAAUCUAACAGGGCAGACGCAGGAGCAGGGACCAGACUCUGCAGAUGACAGUGAGGCACUGGCCAAUAUGGCAGUGGACUCCCUCAUGGCUAUAGAGGUAAGAAAUUGGCUCCGGAGAUCCUUGGGCUUGGAGAUUCCUACUGUGGAAAUCAACCGAGCAGGUACAUUAGGAGGUUUGGUAAAGGUUGUCUUGAAGGGACUUGGGGAGAAAUAUGAUCGUGCUACCUAA